Molecule: messenger RNA, 7079 nt
Organism: Coregonus sp. 'balchen'
Lineage: Eukaryota; Metazoa; Chordata; Actinopteri; Salmoniformes; Salmonidae
Source: the annotation of a GenBank genome assembly
CCUGCACACAGGACAUGUAAGUUAUGUAGCCAGUUGCCUUGUCAAAUUGACUAUCUCGGUGUGUUUUCCAUAUUUUCAGUAACUAUGGGCAGUUUAACAUUUAUGUUCGCUUGCUCUGCUAAGACCUUGAAGAUAAUCAAAAACCACGUAAGUUGAUAUAGCUACUGUCUUACAAGUAUUAAUAUAUUAGGAACUAACGUUAACUAGCUAGCUUGUUGUUGCAUAAAUUCCAGUGACCUACAGUUAGACUGCUGAUGUAAUGAUGUAGUUAAAUGUAUUUUUGCAUUUCUUUUUUUUCAGUCACAUGCAAUUUAUUUCAAAAGGACUCUCUUAUUGCCACGACUGCCUCUCUUCAAACAAUCAGAAGGUAAUGUUUAGGACACAUUCCUAGCUAGCAAACUAGCCAUCUGAUUCAAUGACAUAAGCUUACCAUUUCAUAACGUUAAUUCGUAACGGUUAUGGCUCUGACACCUUUCCAAACUUCAGGCAAGUGUAUCAACUUUGGUCGACUGUCAAGCUCAACAGCUGCCAGAGCAGCGAAGGGAGAGGACUCCUUCCUCAAAUGGCUCCUGCUUCUGAUUCCUGUCACUACAUUUGGUCUUGGGACAUGGCAGGUAUGGCUCCAUUAAACAGUAGUUCUAAUGGAAGUACCUCUAUUAGAAUGGAUAUUCAAAAUUAUACUGACCUAAGCCACUUCUACUCAGGUGAAACGUCGGGAAUGGAAAAUGCAGUUGAUUGCAGAACUGAGAAGUCUUACCUCUGUGGAACCCAUCCCUCUUCCUAUUGAGUAAGACAUGCACACACAAGUUAUCAGACAGAUAGUUACACAUAAUUACGUUGUCUUGACUUUUUAGUUAAGACUGGAAGUGUUUGUAAUUUUCUUGUUAUAUACAGUGGGGAGAACAAGUAUUUGAUACACUGCCGAUUUUGCAGGUUUUCCUACUUAGAAAGCAUGUAGAGGUCUGUAAUUUUUAUCAUAGGUGCACUUCAACUGUGAGAGACAGAAUCACAUUGUAUGAUUUUUAAAUAAUUAAUUAGCAUUUAAUUGCAUGACAUAAGUAUUUGAACACCUACCAACCAGUAAGAAUUCCGGCUCUCACAGACCUGUUCGUUUUUCUUUAAGAAGCCCUCCUGUUCUCCACUCAUUACCUGUAUUAACUGCACCUGUUUGAACUCGUUACCUGUAUAAAAGACACCUGUCCACACACUCAAUCAAACAGACUCCAACCUCUCCACAAUGGCCUAGACCAGAGAGCUGUGUAAGGACAUCAGGGAUAAAAUUGUAGACCUGCACAAAGCUGGGAUGGGCUACAGGACAAUAGGCAAGCAGCUUGGUGAGAAGGCAACAACUGUUGGCACAAUUAUUAGAAAAUGGAAGAAGUUCAAGAUGACGGUCAAUCACCCUCGGUCUGGGGCUCCAUGCAAGAUCUCACCUCGUGGGGCAUCAAUGAGAAGGUGAGGGAUCAGCCCAGAACUACACGGCAGGACCUGGUCAAUGACCUGAAGAGAGCUGGGACCACAGUCUCAAAGAAAACCAUUAGUAACACACUACGCCGUCAUGGAUUAAAAUCCUGCAGCGCACGCAAGGUCCCCCUGCUCAAGCCGGCGCAUGUCCAGGCCCGUCUGAAGUUUGCCAAUGACCAUCUGGAUGAUCCAGAGGAGGAAUGGGAGAAGGUCAUGUGGUCUGAUGAGACAAAAAUAUAGCUUUUUGGUCUAAACUCCACUCGCCGUGUUUGGAGGAAGAAGAAGGAUGAGUACAACCCCAAGAACACCAUCCCAACCGUGAAGCAUGGAGGUGGAAACAUCAUUCUUUGGGGAUGCUUUUCUGCAAAGGGGACAGGACGACUGCACCGUAUUGAGGGGUGGAUGGAUGGGGCCAUGUAUCGCGAGAUCUUGGCCAACAACCUCCUUCCCUCAGUAAGAGCAUUGAAGAUGGGUCGUGGCUGGGUCAUCCAGCAUGACAAUGACCUGAAACACACAGCCAGGGCAACUAAGGAGUGGCUCCGUAAGAAGCAUUUCAAGGUCCUGGAGUGGCCUAGAAAAAUCUUUGGAGGGAGCUGAAAGUCCAUAUUGCCCAGCGACAGCCCCAAAACCUGAAGGAUCUGGAGAAGGUAUGGAGUAGUGGGCCAAAAUCCCUGCUGCAGUGUGUGCAAACCUGGUCAAGACCUACAGGAAACGUAUGAUCUCUGUAAUUGCAAACAAAGGUUUCUGUACCAAAUAUUAAGUUCUGCUUUUCUGAUGUAUCAAAUACUUAUGUCAUGCAAUAAAAUGCAAAUGAAUUACUUAAAAAUCAUACAAUGUGAUUUUCUGGAUUUUUGUUUUAGAUUACAGACCUCUACAUGCUUUGUAAGUAGGAAAACCUGCAAAAUCGGCAGUGUAUCAAAUACUUGUUCUCCCCACUGUAUGUCUUUGCUUCCUAGUCCUCUGGAGUUGAAUGAUCUGGAGUACAGGAGAGUAAAGGUGCAUGGGCACUAUGACCACUCCCAGGAGAUGUACAUCUUACCCCGCUCACCUGUCGACCCAGAGAAAGAGGCAAGGGAAGCAGGCCAGCUGUCAUCCAGUGGAGAAACUGGAGCCAAUGUCGUUACCCCGUUCUACUGCAGUGACCUAGGGUAAGAUAACACUACUCAUUACUGUUGCUCUACUGAUUCAUUCAGUUUAAAUAUGACAAACUCACCCCAUUCAACUGCACCAGGCUGUAAGUGUCCUAACUCGCCCAGUUCCAUUUCUACAGUAACUUUUUGUGUUUGUAACUUUUUGUUUCUAUCUACAAGCAAUCAGAGUGCUGAACAUUUGAACUGGACUGACCACCUGCACUGAUUCUCCACACUUUAGCACACACACACUCAUGCUACACACACAUCACAAUUGCUGCUACCAGAAUGUGUGUACAGUGCAUUCGGAAAGUAUUCAGACCCCUUGACCUUUUCCACAUUUUGUUACGUUACAGGCUUAUUCUAAAAUUGAUUAAAUGAAUACAAAUCCUCAUCAAUCUACACACAUUGCCCCAUAAUGACAAAGCGAAAACAGGUUUUUAGAAAUGUUUGCAAAAAAAAUAAAAAUAAAUUUACGUAAGUAUUCAGACCCUUUGCUACAGUGAGGGAAAAAAGUAUUUGAUCCCCUGCUGAUUUUCUACGUUUGCCCACUGACAAAGAAAUUAUCAGUCUAUAAUUUUAAUUGUAGAUUUAUUUGAACAGUGAGAGACAGAAUAACAUCAAAAAAAUCCAGAAAAACGCAUGUCAAAAAUGUUAUAAAUUGAUUUGCAAAUAAGUAUUUGACCCCCUUUCAAUCAGAAAGAUUUCUGGCUCCCAGGUGUCUUUUAUACAGGUAACGAGCUGAGAUUAGGAGCACACUCUUAAAGGGAGUGCUCCUAAUCUCAGCUUGUUACCUGUAUAAAAGACACCUGUCCACAGAAGCAAUCAAUCAAUCAGAUUCCAAACUCUCCACCAUGGCCAAGACCAAAGAGCUCUCCAAGGAUGUCAGGGACAAGAUUGUAGACCUAAACAAGGCUGGAAUGGGCUACAAGACCAUCGCCAAGCAGCUUGGUGAGAAGGUGACAACAGUUGGUGUGAUUAUUCGCAAAUGGAAGAAACACAAAAGAACUGUCAAUCUCCCUUGGCCUGCGGCUCCAUGCAAGAUCUCACCUCGUGGAGUUGCAAUGAUCAUGAGAACGGUAAGGAAUCAGCCCAGAACUACACGGGAGGAUCUUGUCAAUGAUCUCAAGGCAGCUGGGACCAUAGUCACCAAGAAAACAAUUGGUAACACACUACGGCGUGAAGUACUGAAAUCCUGCAGCGCCCGCAAGGUCCCCCUGCUCAAGAAAGCACAUAUACAGGGCCGUCUGAAGUUUGCCAAUGAACAUCUGAAUGAUUCAGAGGAGAACUGGGUGAAAGUGUUGUGGUCAGAUGAGAUCAAAAUGGAGCUCUUUGGCAUCAACUCAACUCGCCGUGUUUGGAGGAGGAGGAAUGCUGCCUAAGAACACCAUCCCCACCGUCAAACAUGGAGGUGGAAACAUUAUGUUUGGGGGUGUUUUUCUGCUAAGGGGACAGGACAACUUCACCGCAUCAAAGGGACGAUGGACGAGGCCAUGUACCGUCAAAUCUUGGGUGAGAACCUCCUUCCCUCAGCCAGAGCAUUGAAAAUGUGUCGUGGAUGGGUAUUCCAGCAUGACGAUGACCCAAAAUACACGGACAAGGCAACAAAGGAGUGGCUCAAGAAGAAGCACAUUAAGGUGCUGGAGUGGCCUAGCCAGUCUCCAGACAUUAAUCCCAUAGAAAAUCUGUGGAGGGAGCUGAAGGUUCGAGUUGCCAAACGUCAGCCUCGAAACCUUAAUGACUUGGAGAAGAUCUGCAAAGAGGAGUGAGACAAAAUCCCCCCUGAGAUGUGUGCAAACCUACAAGAAACGUCUGACCUCUGUGAUUGCCAACAAGGGUUUUGCCACCAAGUACUAAGUCAUGUUUUGCAGAGGGGUCAAAUACUUAUUUUCCUCAUUAAAAUGCAAAUCAAUUUAUAACAUUUUUGACAUUUACAUCAUUUAGCAGACGCUCUUAUCCAGACAUGCGUUUUUCUGGAUUUUUUUGUUGUUAUUCUGUCUCUCACUGUUCAAAUAAACCUACCAUUAAAAUCAUAGACUGAUAAUUUCUUUGUCAGUGGGCAAACGUACAAAAUCAGCAGGGGAUCAAAUACUUUUUUCCCUCACUGUAUGAGACUCGAAAUUGAGCUCAGGUGCAUCCUGUUUCCAUUGAUCGUCCUUGAGAUGUUUCUACAACUUGAUUGGAGUCCACCUGUGGUACAUUUAAUUGAUUGGACGUGAUUUGGAAAGGCACACACCUGUCUAUAUAAGGUCCCACAGUUGACAGUGCAUGUCAGAGCAAAAACCAAGCCAUGAGGUCGAAUUUAUUGUCCGCAGAGCUCCGAGACAGGAUCGUGUCGAGGCACAGAUCUGGGGAAGGGUACCAAACCAUUUCUGCAGCAUUGAAGGUCCCCAAGAACACAGUGGCCUCCUCCAUUCUUAAAUGGAAGAAGUUUGGAACCACCAAGACUCUUCGUUUAGCUGGCCGCCCGGCCAAACUGAGCAAUUGGGGGAGAAGGGCCUUGGUAAGGGAGGUGACCAAGAACCCGAUGGUCACUCUGACAGAACUCCAGAGUUCCUCUGUGGAGAUGGGAGAAGCUUCCAAAAGGACAACUAUCUCUGCAGCACUACACCAAUCGGGCCUUUAUGGUAGAGUGGCCAGACUGAAGCCACUCCUCAGUAAAAGGUACAUGACAGCCCGCUUGGAGUUUUCCAAAAGGCACCUACAAGACUCUCAGACCAUGAGAAACAAGAUUAUCUGGUCUGAUGAAACCAAGACUGAACUAUUUGGCCUAAAUGCCAAGCGUCACAUCUGGAAGAAAUCUGGCACCAUCCCUACGGUGAAGCAUGGUGGUGGCAGCAUCAUGCUGUAGGGAUGUUUUUCAGCGGCAGGGACUGGGAGACUAGUCAGGAUCAAGGGAAAGAUGAAUGGAGCAAAGUACAGAGAGAUCCUUGAUGAAAACCUGCUCCAGAGCACUCAGGACCUCAGACUGGGGUGAAGGUUCACCUCCCAACAGGACAACGACCCUAAGCACACAGCCAAGACAACACAGGAGUGGCUUUGAGACAAGUCUCUGAAUGUCCUUGAGUGGCCCAGCCAGAGCCCGGACUUGAACUCGAUCUAACAUCUCUGGAUAGACCUGAAAAUAGCUGUGCAGCGACGCUCCCCAUCCAACCUGACAGCGCUUGAGAGGAUCUGCAGAGAAGAAUCUGAGAAACUCCCCAAAUACAGGUGCAAAGCUUGUAGCGUCAUACCCAAGAAGACUUGAGGCUGUAAUCGCUGCCAAAGGUGCUUCAACAAAGUACUGAGUAAAGGAUCUGAAUACUUAUGUAAAUGUGAUAUUUCCGUUUUUAUUUGUAAUAAAUUUAAAAACGUUUUUGCUUUGUCAUUAUGGAGUAUUGUGUGUAGAUUGAUGAGGGGGGGGAAAUAUUUGUAUCCAUUUUAGAAUAAGGCUGUAACGUAACAAUGUUAAGAAAUUAUUGGCUCCUUAUACUGACAUUCUUUUAUAUAUAUUUCACAGGAUCACGAUCCUUGUAAACAGAGGCUAUGUUCCUAGGAAGAAGAUCAAGCCAGAAACCAGGAUGAAGGGACAGGUAAAUAUCCUCCCCCCAUUCAUUGUCUAAUUCAAGACUCAAAGUUGUUAUUAAUGAUGAUUCUGUCAUGGUGCUGCUUUGUAGGUGGAUGACGAGGUUGACCUGGUGGGGGUGGUGAGGCUGACCGAGAUCCGUAAACCCUUUGUGCCACAAAACGAUGUGGAGCACAACCGCUGGCAUUACCGCGACCUGGAGGCAAUGGCCAGAGUCACAGGGGCCCAGCAGAUCUUCAUUGAUGCUGACCUGGGUAUAGCUCUCAGUAUUACCCUAUUUAGACAAUACACUUUGAUUUAAUUGCAUGGCUAUGAUGAUCAAGCAUGAUAUAUCAGAAAAUAAGGUAUAUGAAAGACUGAAUGGUGAUUAACAUUCCCUGUGGCUGAGGUUUGGAAUAACGGUAAUCUGUUUUUUAGCCUUAGUGCGUUGGUAGUGUGUGUCAUUGAGAAUGAAUGGAAAGCUAAGGUUUGUUAAUGUUCUCAGCCAGCACAAUUCCUGGUGGACCUAUAGGAGGACAGACCCGAGUCACCCUCAGGAAUGAACAUAUGCAGUACAUUAUGACGUGGUAAGUUUCAUUGUCAUUUUUCUGUUUUUUCUUCUUCACUGUGAGCCUCUUUGGUUUAGAUAGUAGAACUAGGAUCACUUGAGUUGUAUGCAUACAAUGAGUGCUUCUCUUCCUCUGUAGGUAUGGCCUCUGUGCAGCAACCUCUUACAUGUGGUAUGCCAAGUUCAUCAAAAGGAUUGUGUAAAACACCCCACAAUGGCUUGAGUAGUGUAAUUGGAUACAAUGUUGAAGAUGUCAUGAAUAUACCACAGACUGCUCAUGGAAGCUGCUGUAGGUACUUAAUGUCUUGGUUUUAUUUUGACAAAUGUACACUGAACAAAAAUAAACCCUACAUGAGCUGAAAUAAAAGAUCCC